Molecule: messenger RNA, 2637 nt
Organism: Spirometra erinaceieuropaei
Lineage: Eukaryota; Metazoa; Platyhelminthes; Cestoda; Diphyllobothriidea; Diphyllobothriidae
Source: the annotation of a GenBank genome assembly
AUGUCUUCCCACUCCUGUGUCAGCACUUUGGCCGUCUUAGAGUCACUAAAAUCGUCUGCCCGUUUUACAACUCUUGAUAGGUGCGUAAUACUAUCAUGCGAUACACAAUCUGCAGGACUUAUACCCCAAGCAGACGUGUUGCACGGUCUGGCGUACCGCACCUCUUCGAACAUACAUGACAUAGUAGUAACACAGAGAAAGUGUGAUCGAAUGCGUUAACCCAUCCCAAACACCGCAUAUUAUUAGGACUUAUAGAGGUGAGAUAAUUGAAUUUAUCUAGAUCAGGGACAUAGAAGGUCUACGGAUACGGUACAAAAGUGCUGUAUGCGGGAGCUUCGACAAAAGGACAACGGAAUGCAACCCACUGCCACUCCCUCCUGAAGUGAGCUCAUUUGAAGUAAAAUACGAAAACACACUAAAAUCUUGACACUUAGGCGACAGGUACAGUCCUCCAAAUAAUUACUAGGCAUUGGUGUAAGCAGCAUUCAUCUGCCCCAUUUUUCUCAGCUCAGUUGCCAUGAGUCUCUUUCGAAAGCUUUAACGAAGAUUGCGCUGAUAAAGCUGUCAAAAGAAAUGCUUCCAUAAACACGGACGAAAGACUUUGAUAACUGAAAUGCGAGAAUUCUGUUAAAGCAAAAAAUCCUCGAAGAUUGAAGUAGGUGGAAUACUCCCUGGUGAACACGGGUAUACAAAGGCUCUAGGUCAUGAAGCAGGACGAAAAAGCGGAUAUUUUGUGAGGCGUUCAGUGAAAGACAGCACUCCCUAAUACGCAGCUAACCUCCCCGCAGUAUUUAUACACAGAGUGAAGUGCGCCACUCUGUGAAGUCCGUUGCGCACUUUGUUAAAUUAACAAGUAGGGGGUUACACAAUUCCAAGUAUUGGCUUUACUGGCGGUCUUAUAUUAGUAGUCCUGGUGUUUUAAACAGCAUGCGUCCCAGCUCGUGCACAGACAUGUGAUUACAUAUACGCAGGCUACUACCUAUUUCACAGUAACAUGACUGUCAGUCAGAUUCAAUAAGGCCGUCGCCGUUGCUGCGGUCACCAUCUAGGCCAGAAAAAACGGUAGUUAGAAGCAUUUGUUCGACCGUCAUUCAGGCAGAAGCGAACAUGACAUAGACAGUUUGAUAUCAGUCAGAAGGGAAGACGGCGGCUUUCAGCAGUCUCCCCUGAAAUAAAUUGCUCAUAUCCCACACACGGAGCCCGCUGAUGAAGAAGGGUCAAAAUUCGAAACACACUGAAGUUUGUGUCAGAUUGUGCAUACGAAGGAAAUCACCGUUUUUUGAGUUGAUUACAUGAAUCCUCGUCUAAGAAUCAGCACAGGAACAACAAAUACAAGCAGAUAACUUUUCGUGCAGUUCCGAGGCAAUCUGGCUGUCUAUUAAAGUGCCGAGCUCGCUUAACCUCGAUGUCCUGAAAAUUUAUCGACCGCCGAGACGGGACAACAUGGCCGACACUCGCCUGCUGGAGGAGCUCGAAUAGUUCGCUUCGCGGCCGGAUAUCCUGAUCACGGGCGACUUUAACGCGCCCCAUAUUGACUGGAGUUCGACCCAUGCAAAUAGCUCAGAACAGACCUUCGAUAGGAGUUUUCUGAACACGGCACUGAAGUUAUUUCUCACUCAACACGUCAUGUUACCCACUAGAGUACGCGAAGGCCAACAAGCCAACUGUCUUGGUCUUGUCCUUACGAAGUCACAGGACAGCAUUGAUGAGGUGUCAUGCCUACCCCCCUUAGGUAAAAGUGACCACGUCGUUCUUCUAUGGGAUAACUCGCUUUUUUCCAUGCCCGAGAAACCCGUGACAGUUAGAAGAAACCUUUAGCGCGGGGAUUUCGACCAAAUGAGGGCUGAAAGUUCACGCAUUGAGUUGGAGUCCAUAUUUGUUGGGAGCAUAUUCGAAGACUGGCAACGGUUUCGAGAAAUUCUGCACGAGCUGAUGGCAAACCACUGUCCGCUUUCACGGAAGAGGUUAACUAACAGACCUCGACGGCUUACGCAAGCCUUGAAGAAUGAAGUGAAUACAAAACGACGGCUGUGGACAAAAUCGCUUUCUGACAGGAGCCCCACAUCUAUAUGCGCGUACAAAAUUCAAAGAAAUCGAGUCAAGGGCCUUAUCCUCGAAACUAGAAGGGAAUUCGAACGGGAUCUGCUUAAACGUGCCGCGGAGAACCCUAAAUUAUUCUACGGUUACAUUAGGCAGUGCACGCGGAACAAGGACUCAAUACCCCUGCUGAGGACUGCCGAAGGCGAACAUCUCACCGACGACAGGGCGAAAGCUGAUCACCUUUCAGAAUUUUUUCGGUCUGUUUUUAGUAGCGAAACAGGAUUCAACCCUUCGGCCCUUCAAUCCUUCGAAGACACCCCAGUUAUAAAGACCGUCCAGUCCACUGAGGGUAUGGUUCUGACGGAGUUGCUGAGGCUAAAGGAAUCCAAAUCACCUGGUCCCGAUGAGAUUCCGACGAAGAUUUUGAAGGAACUCGCCGGUGAGUUGUCUAAGCCAUUCUCCAUGCUUUUCCAUACAUCCUUCGAGACCGGAUAUCUGCCACCCGACUGGAAGUCCGCGUGGAUUACGCCGCUGUACAAGGGCGGAAGUCGGGUCUCUGCGAACAAUUACAGACCUGUCAGCCUCACCUCCAUUUGA